Messenger RNA from Capra hircus (goat), 2629 nucleotides. It is a transcript of the gene ASB16, whose product is annotated as ankyrin repeat and SOCS box containing 16. Gene Ontology annotation, molecular function: protein binding. The transcript is spliced from 5 exons. The record is from RefSeq and is a predicted model, not a curated record. Gene Ontology annotation, biological process: intracellular signal transduction. NCBI's taxonomy places the organism in Eukaryota, Metazoa, Chordata, Mammalia, Artiodactyla, Bovidae. The coding region runs from base 98 to 1459 and encodes 453 amino acids.
GGCUCCUCAGAGCAAGGGUGGCAGUCAGGCGAGGGAACCAGCCCUGCCCAGCUGCUGCCGCCCAGACUCCUGAUCCCCCGCCCUGGGCCCCCCUGCCAUGGCAGAGGAGACCUUCCCCUUCACCUCCUCCACCCUGCGCUCUCUCCGCCUGCAGCGGGAGUGGCUGGAAUGGGAGGACCGGCGGCGGGCAGCAGCCCAGCAGUGCCGGAGCCAAAGAUGCCCCCCAGAUUCCCAGGCCCGGCUCACUAGGCCACGCCGUUCCUGCCGGGACCCAGCUGUGCACAAUGCCCUGUUCUCCGGUGAGCUGCAGCAGAUCAAAGCCCUGUUCCAAGAUGAAGACGCUGCCAACAUGAUUGUGGAGACUGUGAGCAACCAGCUGGCCUGGUCAGCUGAACAGGGAUUCUGGGUGCUGACCCCCAAGGCCAAGCACACUGCACCUCUCACCAUCGCUGCUGCCCGAGGCUACACCAACUGCGCCCGCUACCUGAUCCGGCAGGGAGCUGAGCUGGAUGCUCGGGUUGGGGGCCGGGCAGCCUUGCAUGAGGCCUGUGCCCGGGCCCAGUUCGACUGUGUGCAGUUGCUGGUGACCUUCGGCGCCAAGGUCAACGUGUUGUCUGAGGAAGGCACAACGCCCUUGCACCUCUGCACGGUCCCCGAGUCCUUACAGUGCGCCAAGCUGCUGCUGGAGGCGGGAGCGUCUGUGAACUUGGCCGCGCGAGACAGCGAGGUGACGCCCCUGCACGUGGCGGCGGGGCGCGGCCUGGACGAGCAUGUGGCUCUCUACCUGGAGCACGGCGCCGAUGUGAACCUGCGCACCAGCCAGGGCGAGACGGCCCUGAACGCGGCGUGCGCUGGGGCCGAGGGGCCGAGCAGCCGCCGCCGCCACCAGGCCGCCGCGCGCCGGCUUCUGGAGGCUGGGGCCGAUGCCCGGGCGGCCGGACGCAAGCGCCACACGCCGCUGCACAACGCCUGUGCCAACGGCUGCGGGGGCCUGGCCGAGCUGCUGCUGCGCCACGGGGCCUGUGCGGCGGUCCCCAACGAAGCGGGCCACACGCCCAUGGACUGUGCACUGCAGGCUGUCCAGGACGCCCCCAACUGGGAGCCCGAGGUCCUCUUUGCUGCGCUGCUGGACUAUGGGGCCCAGCCUGUACGCCCAGAGAUGCUGAGACGCUGUGCCAACUUCCCUCGGGCCCUAGAAGUCCUGCUUAAUGCCUACCCUUGUGUCCCAUCCUGUGAUACCUGGGUGGAGGCCGUGCUCCCCGAGUUGUGGCAGGAGCACGAAGCCUUCUACAGCUCGGCCCUGAGCAUGGUGAACCAGCCAAGACGGCUGCAGCACCUGGCCCGGCUGGCUGUGCGUGCUCAGCUGGGUAGCCGUUGCCGACAGGCUGCCUCUUGCCUCCCACUGCCCCCGCUCCUCAAGGACUACUUGCUGCUGCGUGUGGAGGGGCGUAUCCAGUGAGCCCCAUGCCCAGCCACUGCCAGAGCUUGUCCUGCCCUUCCCAUCAGUCAUCCCUCCCAACCCUGGAGGACCAGUCUCUGACCUUCUUGUCCACACUCUCGUCCACAUGUCCUCCGGGGCCAGCUCAUCCAUUUAUUGGCUUCUUGAGCCACCUGUUGACCUCCAGCCUGACCUGAACUUCAGCUCCUCUCUCCAAUGGGAAGGUCUGCAGAUUCAACCUUUGCCCGCAUCCUCCUCCUUUGCCUAAGUGGAUGAUGGCCCCACCAUCCAGGCAGACCCCAAGCCAGGAGGAAGUGAUCUUGUCAUCCCCUCUGCCCUGCUCCUCAUGUACCCAUUCAGCCUCCUAAAGAGGGACAGACUCUGCCUCUAGCUAUACUGCCAAUGCCUGAUCUACCUUUGUCACCUUGAGGGAGGACCUCACUGACUGGUCUUGAAAUCCCCGUGCCCUGCAAGGAUGCUGGUAAUCAGAGCUCCGAUCAUGACCUUCAGUGGCUCUACACUACCUUCAGGAUAAUAUCAAAUCUCAACAAGGCAGAAUAAGUAUUUAGUCCCUGCCUCCGCCAAGCUCUCUGGCCUCCUGAUCCUGCUUUCCCCUUCUAAGGCUCCUGUAACCCAGCCUUAGCAAAUGAGUUACUGGAUUGCCAGAUAUGAGCUGCUCCCCUUAGCUUCCACGCAUCUACUUGUGCUGUUCCCUCUGCUUGGUCUACCCUUCCCACAUCUUUUUUUGCCCUGGUUGAAGCUGAUAUGAUCCUCAAGACUCAGCCCAAUAGCCCUCUCUCUGCAGAGCCUAUUUCGACGCCAGUAGGUAGCCUUCCUCAGUAUUGUACUUAUUUAUUUAGGAACCUGUAUCUGCCUCAAUGACACUGAGACUGGACUAUAUUCCUUAAACAGGCCUUUCAGGAAAUGGCUGUUGAGGGAGAAAGAAAUGCAUGAUGUCCCCCACCCAUUUAUGGUUGUGUUCCCCACCACCCAGUGAUGCACAGUGCCUUUAACUAUGGUCUUUGUGGUCUUUGAGGAUCCAUGACAGGAGAACCAGCCAUCAGCUUUCCCCUACUCUCUCUCACUUCCUGCUGUGGUCCCAGAGGCAAAAUUACUACUAUUCAUCCUUAAGAGGAAGCUUUUUAAGCUAAGCCAGUUUUUAUGAAUGCAAAUAAAUGAUUUGUGCACAGA